Hypoxylon trugodes is the source of this 1490-nucleotide messenger RNA. Its product is annotated as longevity assurance proteins LAG1/LAC1. Bases 163 to 1368 code for a protein of 401 amino acids. The transcript is spliced from 2 exons. Gene Ontology annotation, biological process: ceramide biosynthetic process. NCBI's taxonomy places the organism in Eukaryota, Fungi, Ascomycota, Sordariomycetes, Xylariales, Hypoxylaceae. Gene Ontology annotation, cellular component: membrane. The record is from RefSeq and is a predicted model, not a curated record. Gene Ontology annotation, molecular function: sphingosine N-acyltransferase activity.
UCGGAAAUGAAGUUUGAUAGUUUUAGGGGUAUGUAGAAGAAUACAUUGGAAUAUAAAUGACAUUGUCGUCUUAAUCAACAAGAUGAACAUCAGGUUUUGCUGCUUUACUCUGAUUUUGUGUCUCUACGGCGUUUAUCAUCACCAUCUUCUCAGCUAGCAACUAUGGCUGUUCCCGACGGGCCGACCAUCGUCAACGCCCUAGACCACCAAUCGCCUUCAGCAAGAAAUGGAGCGUCGAAACAACACAAGAAAUCCUCCAGUAACGAGACCCGAUCGAAGAGGCUUUCUAAACGUCGAAAAACUCGAUCUCUUCUACGACAACCAUGGACCAUUCCUUUCGCCCUCCUACUAGCAUUUAUCCUCCUGUAUUCUAUCAAUCCGACAGAGUCCAACGUUAUUCACAAUUUUAUAUUCCUUUCGUAUAAGCUCGAAAAUGAUGGCCCUGCGCAAUAUGGCAAAGGCCCUUGGGAUAUCGCCUUCGUUUGCUUCUAUACCAUAGUUUUGUCUUUCGCGCGAGAAUUCAUUAUGCACGAAUUAUUACGCCCUCUCGCUCGUCUGGGCGGUAUAAAAUCGCAAGCUAAACAGCCACGAUUUAUGGAGCAGAUGUAUGUAGCUGUCUACAUCACCUUCAUGGGACCCCUGGGCAUGUAUUGUAUGAAGAGGACGCCGGUAUGGUACUUCAACACACGAGGAAUGUACGAAUCUUUUCCUCAUAAGACACACGACGCCUGGCUUAAAUUCUACUACUUAUUCCAGGCUGCCUUUUGGUCGCAGCAGGCUCUUGUUAUGUUAUUAGGGAUAGAAAAGAGGCGGAAAGAUUUCAAGGAGCUUGUAGCGCAUCACAUUAUCACUAUAGCGCUCAUUGCCCUGAGCUACAGGUUCCAUUUUACGUACAUGGGUAUUGCCGUCUACGUUACACAUGAUAUUAGUGACUUCUUCCUCGCCAUAUCCAAGUCGCUGAAUUAUAUCGGAAGCCCCCUACAAGGACCAUCAUUUGGCUUCUGUAUUAUUAUUUGGACCUACCUACGCCACUACAUAAACCUCCGCAUACUUUACUCGACUCUCACCGAAUUUAGAACCGUCGGGCCCUAUGGAAUCGAUUGGGAGACAGAGCAAUAUAAGGGCUUACUUUCCAACGUCGUCACAUUCGGAUUAUUGGCUAUGCUUCAGGCCCUUAAUUUAUUCUGGCUAUACUGUUUGUUACGAAACGCAUACCGGUUUAUUUUCCAUGGGAUUGCGAAAGACGAUCGAUCGGAGGACGAGGAGCCGGAAGUCGAUAUAACGCAGCAGAAGGCAAGCGCAAGUAAAAACGAAGCCUUCGCGUCGGCUAUGGAGAAACAUAAUGCUACACGGAGGCACGUGUCUUAGUAUUCGGUGUUGGUCAUCUUAUAUUGGGUUAUAAAUCACCGAGCCGAUUAUUCGUCAUGCAGGGGUGUAAUAUGCGUUCAAUUGGAAAUUGAUGGUAUCUAAAUAGGUACCUGAAUAAUGUG